Molecule: messenger RNA, 2915 nt
Organism: Mercurialis annua (annual mercury)
Lineage: Eukaryota; Viridiplantae; Streptophyta; Magnoliopsida; Malpighiales; Euphorbiaceae
Product: protein trichome birefringence-like 16
Exons: 8
Coding region: 163-2496 (777 amino acids)
Biological process (GO): xyloglucan metabolic process; plant-type secondary cell wall biogenesis; xylan biosynthetic process
Cellular component (GO): Golgi apparatus
Molecular function (GO): acetyltransferase activity
Source: RefSeq, a predicted model, not a curated record
UUUAUUCUUUUUUGUGAAGAACAUAUUUUUUUCAGUUUCAGUUCAGAAAAGAAAAACCAUCAUCUUUCAAUUUCCUUCCAAAAAUUAUUUUUUUCCUUCGUUUUGCGGCAUUUAGUGUAACUUUAUGAACAGAUUCGUUCAUAAUCAGGUUUGGUAAUUAAAAUGAAAGGAGGAGGAGGGUUUUCAAGAAUUUGGGGAAAAGAAUUCUCUCUUCUACUGAUUGUUUUAAUUGGAGCAAUAAUUUUAUUAUGGGCAUGGGAUAGGACUCCUUUUCUUGCUACUUUACUUCCACCUAAACCGCAAUUGCAGUUGCAGAUAUUUCAAGAACCAAAUUUACAUACAAGCAAAGGUUUAGAUGCUACAAAUCAGACUCCUGUAAGCAGCAAUUCUUCAAGAAGUCCUGUUCAAGAAGAAGAACCUUCUCCGAUUGCAGAGGAUACAGAAACAAAAGGUCACCAGGUUGUGGAAGGUGGAAAAAAUGGCUCUGUAGAAAGUUUUAUUGUGACAGAGACCAAAGGAAAGCAUAGCGAUUAUGAAGCAGAGCAUAUUUCUAAAGGAAAAGAGCAGGCUCUGGAUUUUACGGAAACAGAGUCUUCUGCAAAUGCAAGCUCUUCUGUAACUAACCCCGAAGUUCAAGACUAUAAGGUAGAGGAAUCAGAAGAAAAUAGCAGUGCUAAGAAUUCUACGAAGUCUGAAGCAGAUGAAAACCAUAACAAGAUCAGAGGAGAUGAAGAUCUGAAAGAAAAUUAUCAACCAGGGGCACCCUUAGAUUCUGCAUAUACAAGCCCUUUACAGAGGGGACAAGCUAAGAAGAACUUUACAACGGUUGCUGAGACUGAGCAAGAACAUAUUUCUGAAGGAAAAGAGCAGGUUCUGGAUUUUACGGCAACAGAGUCUUCUGCAAAUGCAAGCUCUUCUGUAACUAACCCCGAAGUUCAAGACAAUAAGGUAGAGGAAUCAGAAGAAAAUAGCAGUGCUAAGAAUUCUACCAAGUCUGAAGCAGAUGAAAAGCAUCAAAAGAUCAGAGGAGAUAAAGAUGUGAAAGAAAAUUAUCAACUAGGGGGAUCCAUAGAUUCUGCAAAUACAAGCUUUUUACAGGGGGGACAAGCUAAGAACUUUACCACUAUUGUUGUGACUGAGCAAGAACAUAUUUCUAAAGGAAAAGACCAGGCUCUGGAUUUUACGGCAACAGAGUCUUCUGCAAAUGCGAGCUCUUCUGUAACUAACACCGAAGUUCAAGACAGUAAGGUAGAGGAAUUAGAAGAAAAUAGCAGUGCUAAUAAUUCUACCAAGUCUAAAGGAGAUGAAAAGCAUAGCAAGGUCAGAGGAGAUGAAGAUGUGAAAGAAAAUUAUCAACUAGGGGCACCCAUAGAUUCUGCAAAUACAAGCUUUUUACAGGGGGGACAAGCUAAAAAGAACUUUACUACUAUUGUUGUGACUGAGCAAGCCUGUAAUUACGCAAAAGGAAAAUGGGUCGUUGAUGAUAGCCGACCUUUGUAUUCUGGGUUUGAUUGUAAACAAUGGCUGGCUCCAAUGUGGGCCUGUCGGUUGAUGCAACGUACAGAUUUUUCUUAUGAAAAGCUACGGUGGCAACCAAAGAGCUGUGAAAUGGAGUCGUUUGAAGGGACUAAAUUCUUGAAGAGGAUGCAAGGGAGGACUCUAGCUUUUGUUGGAGAUUCACUAGGAAGACAGCAAUUCCAGUCUUUUAUGUGCAUGAUCACGGGUGGAAAGGAGAGUCCUGAUGUACAUGAUGUAGGAAUUGAGUAUGGACUUGCCAAACCUCAGGGUGGUGUCCGCCCUAAUGGGUGGGCCUAUCGGUUUCCAACUACCAAUACUACUGUUCUUUAUUACUGGUCAGCUUGCCUUUGUGACUUGGAACCUAUCAAUAUCAAAAACCCAGUCACUGAUUAUGCCAUGCAUCUUGAUCGGCCACCUUCAUUUUUGCGCCAGUUUCUUAAAAAAAUAGACGUCCUUGUUCUCAAUACUGGGCAUCACUGGAAUCGUGGGAAGAUCAAGGCAAAUCGCUGGGUCAUGCAUGUGGGUGGAAAGCCUAACACCAACAAGAAGUUAGCAAUGAUUGGGGAUGCCAAAAAUUUCACAAUCCACAGUAUUAUUGACUGGGUGAAUAAGCAGCUCCCGAAAAAUCCACAAUUAAAAGCCUUCUACCGGAGCAUCUCACCAAGACAUUUUGUUAACGGCGACUGGAACACUGGAGGAAGCUGCGACAACACAACCCCUAUGUCCAUAGGGAAGGAGGUUUUGCAAGAUGAAUCUAGUGAUUAUAGUGCUGGCCGUGCAGUUAAGGGGACGGGAGUUAAGCUCUUGGACGUAACAGCUUUGUCCCAACUCAGAGAUGAGGGUCACAUAUCAAGUUAUAGCAUUACUGCCACACCGGGAGUGCAGGAUUGCUUACAUUGGUGUCUACCCGGUGUUCCUGAUACAUGGAAUGAAAUCCUUUUCGCACAAAUUAAUUCGCCAGAAGUGCAGAAUGAAUAAUUAUUGACAACUAUGAUACUGAAGAUGGCCAUAAUUCUUUUAUGGCUCGAGUCAAGCUUCAUUAUGCCUGCAAACAAGUUAUAGGUUCAGUGACGUCAUUCAACAGUGAAUCAUUGGAAGUUAUGGUUCUGAAAUUUGAUUUACAGGGAAGAGGUUCGGUUCGUUGGUUAUGAGUUACAGUAGGUCAUUGUGGUCGCAUGGGUAAAUAUUUAGCCUCUUGUGUUCCAAUCUCAUCUGAAAAUAAUCUUUAUGCGGAAUUUUAAGCAUCGGUGCAAUUGCUCCAAAAGUAGGAAGAACUAGUUCAGGGAGAAGAGUAAAGAUAUUAAUUGUCAAUUAUUUCAUUGAUGUACAAUAGCUGAUAAUUGUGCAAAUAUAAGUAAUUCCGACGUAAUUUUAGGUUUAUUUUAUUUAUCUCGUUA